Neltuma alba is the source of this 1308-nucleotide messenger RNA. Its product is annotated as protein ACCELERATED CELL DEATH 6-like. Bases 1 to 1308 code for a protein of 435 amino acids. The transcript has 3 exons. Gene Ontology annotation, molecular function: protein binding. Gene Ontology annotation, cellular component: plasma membrane. NCBI's taxonomy places the organism in Eukaryota, Viridiplantae, Streptophyta, Magnoliopsida, Fabales, Fabaceae. The record is from RefSeq and is a predicted model, not a curated record.
AUGGACGGGAAAUCAUUAUUGUACUUGACCAUUGAGGUUAACUGUAACCAAGUUGUUGAUCAAUUGAUGGAGUUCUGCAUUGAAGAUGAGUCGGAGCUGCAAGGAAGAUCACCCCUUCUUCCCACACUCAUCAAGAAGAAUUUAGAUAUGCUAGGAGUCAUAUUGAGGAAGAAACCAGAUUGGAUACACUUGAGAAAUGAACAAGGAUGGUUUCCACUUCAUUCUGCAGCGCAUUUGGGUUACCUUCAAGGUGUUUCCUACUUAGUGGAGAAAUGUCCUUCUUGCGCCAUGGAAAGGGACAACAAGGGCUACUUACCGAUUCAUUUAGCAUGUGUUCAUGGUCAUGUCGAAAUAGUUCAAAGGUUACUAGAAGAGUGCCCAGAUCCCACAGAGAUGCUAACUGAACUUGGCCAAAAUUUGCUCCAUCUUGCAUGCAAAUAUGGAAAUUAUGAAGUAGUCAGGUACUUACUCAAACAACGUGAGCUUGAGACAAUGAUAAAUCAAAAAGACGUAGACGGGAAUACUCCCUUGCAUUUAGCUACCAAAUCCUGGCAUCCCAAAAUUGUGUAUGCCAUGACAUGGGACAAUAGAGUGGAUCUUUCUUUACUUAACCGUGACAACCUAACGGCUCUAGACAUCGUAGAAGUAUAUCAAGGCAUGAGUGUUUGCCUUUCAGAGCGACUUACAUGGAAUGCAUUGAUAUCUGCUGGAGCACCUCGAAGUUCUGUGAGAUUUCAUCCACACCUUAAGUCCCCUACUCCUACCACUGAACAAUAUAAAGAUAGAAUUGACACUUUGAUAGUGGUUUCAACCCUUAUAAUAACAACAUCAUUUGCUGCUGGGUUUACCAUCCCAGGUGAUGUGGAUCAAGGCAUUCCCUUCUUGCUAAAACACCGUGUGUUCCAUUUAUUCAUUCUCUCCCUCACAAUUUCUGUGUUUGGUGCUAUAAGUUCCACCAUCAUUCUCAUGUGGGCUCGACUAGGGGAUCUCCAUCUGGCAGUUUUUGCUCUUACUUGUGCAUUGCCUCUUCUAGGUCUAUCCCUGACAGCACUAUCUGUAGCAUUUUUGGCUGGCAUGUACCUUGUAGUUAGCAAACUUAGCUGGCUUGCCGCUAUGUUUUUGCUGAUUGGUGUGGUUUUGAUCCUCGUGGUUGUAUUCUUGUACUUGCUCCUUUUGUUACCUUCCUCUUCAACCUUGCCGUUCUUUCGAUAUAUUUCCUAUUAUCCCUUUCUUUUCUUUGCCAAUAUAGCUCAAGGGAAAAUGGAUGCCAACAAGAUGGGAUCUAAAGCUAUCGUUCGAGUGGUUUAA